GGCUGACGUGUCCCUUGCUGAAGACAGGACCAGAGCAGGGUGGCACCAUGGGCUCCUCUGUCUUCCCGUGCCUCAUUGUUAUCCUGCUCAUUGGGGGCACCCCAGUGGGGUGUGCUGGUGACAGUGGCUCUGCUGGAGAUGGUGGCUCUGCAUCCCACAGCACAGCCAGCACCACAAAGAAGCCUGUCCCGUUGAACAACACUGCAGAUGCUGAAGCCUUCAUCAAUGGUGCAGAGGUGGUGGUGGUUGGAUUUUUCCAGGAACCGGAGAGCUCUGAAGCGUCGAAGUUUCGCCUGGUAGCCGGUCGGAUCCCGGAGGUGCCUUUCGGCCUCAGCACCAGCCCCGAGGUCUUGUCCCACUACGGCGUGGCGCCCAACACCGUCACUCUUUUCCGCACGGUGGACAAUGGCCGGAGGGAUCUGGAUCUGAACAACAAAGACAUUGACGCUGACAAGAUGACUCGCUUUGUUCGGAUCAAUGAGCUUCGCCUGGUGACGGAUUACAACCCCGUGACAGCAAUAGGUGUGAUGCACAGUUCACUCGAGCUUAACCUCCUCCUGUUCACAGACAAGAUGUCCCCAAAGCACCCCGAGAGAAUGCGCAAGUACCGGGCAGCAGCAGAGCUCUUCAAGGGGAAGAUUCUUUUUGUCCUGAUAGACAUCAAUUUGAAGAGCAAUGAACGAGUAGUGGACUACUUCAACCUGAAGAAGUCCCAGCUGCCAGCUCUGGCUAUAUUCCAUGUACCAGAUGAGAAGCAGGAAGUGUUGACUCUGGAUGAAAUCUCUGUUGAUGGUGUACAGGACUUCUGUAAUCGUUUCUUACAAGGAAUGCAGAAGAAAGAAGAUGAACCUGAGGAGAAGGCCCUCAGUGAUGAACUCUGAUUCUUAGCCAGCAAGAAGACUGUGCCCAGAAUCAUCUGCUUCUGGUGGAUGAGGAGUUGACUGAGCUCUGCAGUCAGGAAUUCCUGGGAUAGUGGGAUUAAGGGAUCAAGUCAGUCACGGAUUUCUUUCUCCAUGCUAUAUACAUGUAUGCUGUCUGUUCUCCCUAGGAAUCUCUUCUCCUUUCUCAUUUGUUGGCUCCAGCUUUCUUUUCUCAGCUCUGGUAUUGCAAAAUGGCAAUAUCAGAGACAAAGAUUGUAGUUACCAGAGAUAUAUUGCCCUCAUUCCUUUUUUGCUUUUGGUGCCAUGCUGGGAGCCACUGUCAGCCUACUCUGACACUAAGAACAGAUUGGUUGCUUGAUGUCAC
Pogoniulus pusillus (Red-fronted tinkerbird) is the source of this 1245-nucleotide messenger RNA. It is a transcript of the gene ERP27, whose product is annotated as endoplasmic reticulum protein 27. The transcript is spliced from 7 exons. The coding region runs from base 48 to 881 and encodes 277 amino acids. Gene Ontology annotation, cellular component: endoplasmic reticulum. Gene Ontology annotation, molecular function: protein disulfide isomerase activity. The record is from RefSeq and is a predicted model, not a curated record. Gene Ontology annotation, biological process: response to endoplasmic reticulum stress; protein folding. NCBI's taxonomy places the organism in Eukaryota, Metazoa, Chordata, Aves, Piciformes, Lybiidae.